GAGCCCAGCGCGGAGAAGAGCGGCGAGCGAGGCGGGGAUGGCGGCGCGGCUCGCUGCGCGCGGGGAACCGGGGGCUGCCGGCCGACGCCCAUGGCUGCUGCUGGCGCCGCUGCUGCUGGCGCCGCUGCUGGCGCGGCCCGCCGAGGCCCUGGUGGAGGGGCUGUACUGCGGCACGCGCGACUGCUAUGAGGUGCUGGGCGUGAGCCGCUCGGCCAGCAAGGCGGAGAUCGCGCGGGCCUACCGCCAGCUGGCCCGGCGCUACCACCCCGACCGCUACCGGCCCGAGCCGGGCGAUGGCCCCGGGGGCGCGCCGCCGAGCGCCGAGGCUUUCCUGCUGGUGGCGACCGCCUACGAGACGCUCAAGGAUGAAGAAACACGGAAAGACUAUGACUACAUGCUGGAUCACCCGGAAGAAUACUAUAGCCAUUACUAUCACUACUACAGCAGACGCCUAGCCCCGAGAGUGGAUGUUAGGGUGGUGAUUUUGGUCAGUGUGUGCGCCAUUUCCAUGUUCCAGUAUUUCAGCUGGUGGAACAGCUACAAUAAAGCUAUCAGCUACCUAGCCACGGUGCCCAAAUACCGCAUCCAGGCAACAGAGAUUGCCAAGGAGCAGGGACUGCUCAGGAAAGCCAAGGAGAAAGGGAAAAACAAGAAGUCCAAAGAAGAGAUCCGGGACGAGGAGGAGAGCAUCAUCAAGAACAUUAUCAAAAGUAAGAUAGACAUAAAGGGGGGCUACCAGAAACCCCAAGUCCGGGACCUCCUCCUGUUUCAAGUCAUCCUGGCUCCUUUUCACCUGUGCUCGUACAUAGCUUGGUACUGCCGGUGGGUCUAUAACUUUAAUAUCAAAGGCAAAGAGUACGGGGAGGAGGAGAGACUCUACCUCAUCCGCAAGUCUAUGAAGAUGUCCCAGUCCCAGUUUGACAGCCUGGAGGACCAUCAGAAAGAAACGUUUCUUAAGCGGGAGCUUUGGAUAAAGGAGAAUUACGAGGUCUACAAGCAGGAGCAAGAGGAAGAGCUAAAGAAGAAGUUGGCCAAUGACCCUCGGUGGAAGCGCUACCGGAGAUGGAUGAAGAACGAAGGGCCUGGACGGCUAACGUUUGUGGAUGACUGAAGAUGGAUGGGAGGCUGCCCUGCCACACCGGAAUUGAGAUAGUGUUUUCACAGCAGUUACGGGGAGCUGGGUCUGCUGCUCUCAGUUCAUGAGAGUCCAAGUUCAUGAGAGUCCGAUUAAACAAACUAAUGUAGAAAUUCAACUUUCCCAUCAAACUUUAUACAAGAGACAUUUAUGAUGUUCAAUUUUUAUAAUCUAUUUGUGGAUUUUGUUAAAAAAGAUUUGACAUGGGGAUUUAUUAGUUGCCAUUUAAAAUUUUUAUAUGUUUAGUUAAAUUUGACAUGAAAUUUAUUAGAUACCAUUUAAAACUUCUGUGUGAAGUGUUCCUUCUUCAAGAGUGUUUCCUUAUGUUUUCAUAAUGCUACAUUUUUCUGCUUUCCUGGUCUCUAUUUUUACAAAACAACAACAACAACAAUUACAACAGCACUUGAUCAUAUUAUUGUGUCUUUCUGGACAUACAUUUCUUCAGGAGAA
This is a messenger RNA of Peromyscus leucopus (white-footed mouse), 1585 nucleotides long. It is a transcript of the gene Dnajc25, whose product is annotated as DnaJ heat shock protein family (Hsp40) member C25. The coding region runs from base 38 to 1111 and encodes 357 amino acids. Gene Ontology annotation, cellular component: endoplasmic reticulum membrane. Gene Ontology annotation, biological process: protein folding. The transcript has 4 exons. The record is from RefSeq and is a predicted model, not a curated record. Lineage: Eukaryota; Metazoa; Chordata; Mammalia; Rodentia; Cricetidae.